AUGAACUCGGUCUUCUUGAGAACACUCGGAAUAUCCAGGCCCUUACUCUGGCCACCAUCACUCUCUCGCUGCUUUUCUCUCUCCCACCCCCAUCAUGUCUCAAAAGCACAAUACGACCUCCUCCGCCUGGAUCCAAAGGCCCUUAGAGAUUACAUAGAUCGUUCUCGACAUGCACACGACCUUCGGUACCACAGUGAUCCAGUGUUCCGGGCAAAGAAGCUCAAUACUGCCAAAGCUUGGCGUGACAAGUACAAGCAAGGCCAGCGUUAUCGUUUCAGUCAGCUUUUGAGGCAUUGGAUACGCAGAUUGCCAUGGUUUCGCGAUGAAUUGCCGUGGAAGACCUAUCGGCCUGUUUGCUACGAUCGAUCGACCGAGCACUAUUGCACUGGUUGUGCGUGGACGAGACGGGGAGGCAACAGAGUGUGGUGGAAAUCCACGGACAACGAUAGCUAUCUCUGCCAUGCUUGUCGGAUACCUGUCAAUCCGGACUGGAAUGAUAUAAUGCCUGAAGGUUAUGCCGAUAUCAAAUGCUUGAAGGAUCUCAAAGCGCGAAAGGAGCAGCUGGAAGCCGAAGCUCAUUCAACAAAGGAUAGUUGA
Aureobasidium pullulans EXF-150 is the source of this 597-nucleotide messenger RNA. RefSeq lists its product as uncharacterized. The transcript has a single exon. The record is from RefSeq and is a predicted model, not a curated record. Bases 1 to 597 code for a protein of 198 amino acids. NCBI's taxonomy places the organism in Eukaryota, Fungi, Ascomycota, Dothideomycetes, Dothideales, Saccotheciaceae.